GAUUCAUGUUCUGCCAUUUUACACACAAGUUUGAUCGACCAAAGGGGGAAAAAAAUCAGAAUUAGCCUAUCGCCAACCUCGACACAGAAAUACAGCCUUUUAUAAGCAGAUUUAAUGAGAGUGAGCGAGGAGGGGAUGAAAAAACAUCUGAGCAGCCAAGGUUAGAUGCAGCCAGCGCGGGGUGCUGUGAGGAUCAGAGAGACUGUGUUUGCUGUGUUUGGAUCUUUACUCAGAGUCAGAGGAGAAACCGGCCGAAGAAGAAGGGAGGAAAAAAGAGGAAAAAAAGGGACAAUGCUGUUUCAUUUUUCUACCGCCUUGGAAAAAAUGAAUCAUCGAUCAGAGGAGGAUGCUGCAUAGAUCUGUCCAUGUUUGUGAUUCCUCGUACUUUGGCAGUGUCUAAUUCAGGGAUUUAUUAACUCUAUAGUGUCUUCUCUUAUUAUUAUUAUUAUUAUCAAUCUAAGCUGCUUUUUGAUGCUCUAAUUACUGAAUCAUCUCCUUCAGAUUUUUCAUUACGGGAUUUUUUCGUCUUCUCGCAGCUGCUCCAUCCGGAUGCCUCCGCCUGAAUAUUAAAUAGUCCCCCGGCUCGGACCGCUUUAUGUUUCAUUUGGCCGCCGCAUGAAUUCUCCCACCGGAUUCUCGCCGGUGUACUCUGCUUUCCUCCUCCACCACCACCACCACCGCCACCAAUACCUCCUCCUCCACCUCCUCCUCUUCCUCUUGCUCCUGCUCAGACGGCCGAUUCUCUCAGAGGGCACUACCCUCCUCCUCCUCCUCUUCCUCCUCCACCACCACCACCACCACCUCCUCCUCCUCCUUCCAGCCGCUAAAGACAUUUUGAUCGUCCACCACCCCGGUUCCCCCCAACCGGACUCGGCCAUCAGUCCACCUUCCUCCUCCUCUUCCUCCUCAGUAACAUGUCGGGACAGUCUAUUACGGACCGGAUCGCCGCCGCGCAGCACAGCAUGACCGGGUCUGCCAUCAGCAAAGCCGUCUGCAAGGCCACGACGCAUGAAGUCAGCGGACCCAAGAAGAAGCACCUUGACUGUAGGUUAUGAACAUACCAUCACUGUUCCUCUAUAGAUAGCCUGCAUGCAUGCAUCCUCAUCCUCACAAAGGACAGCCUGUAUAAACAGCAUCUAUUAUGCUUCACCUCCUCCUCCUCCUCCUCCUCCUCUUCCUCUCUUAUCCGGCCCCGGUUUAUGUUUGCAGCCUCUUUAAUUAGACACCAUUACAUUCCCUUAGAUUAAAAUGAGAUUUACGCAGAGAAGCAUACACUCUGCAGCGUAUCCGGUUGGUAAUGCAAGCGGUAAAUCUUGAUCCGAAGGCGAUGGGGGCAGUCAGCCAGGUACUAUCUAUGCGCGUCAUUCAAGGGAAAUAGGCCACUCUGCUAUAGGCUAAUCAUAUUGCAACCAUCCGUUUUUACAGUGUAGGCCUAUCCAUUAUCAACGCCACUACCCAUCCUCUGGAGACACUUGAGCACCGAGGGUGUUAGUGCACCACCGGCACCAAUACUUCCUCCCUCAUUCAAGUUCAGUGUCAUGUCUUCUGGUGCAUUAUUAUCAUUAAUGGAUGUGUUACUGCUCCUGUCAGUCAGCCACACUGCUAAAAAUAAGUAAUUCAUGCACAAAAAUGCUGGUGUCAGAACAGCUGUGUCUAUCUAUCUGCAGCUAAUUACCUGUGUAUGUGCAAACUGCACCAAUUACUGCAUGUUCACGAGGAGGAAAUAAGAGGAGCCCUCACAUGUAGAUUUUUAACAGUGAUUAUUAGGUUAAGUGGCUUUUCUGGCUUGCUACAGUUGCUUGACAUGAUCGAUGGAGAGCACGGGUAAUCAAUGGUGCUGCCAGUCAGACACACAGGCAGUCAGGGAAGACAGACAGACACGGAUCAGCGGGGGGUGGGGGUUGGAAAGACGGCUAAUCAAGAGGAAAUGUGGAUAAAUCAGUCUAAAGGGGAGGCAGGUUGCCAAACAGCGAGAGAGUCAGUCAUCCAGCUACGCACCCAGCCAGCCAGACAGUCAGUCAGCCGGCAAGUUUGGCAGUGGAUCAGUCAGUCAUGUCCACAGCAGAGGUGACACUGGGAAUUCUGGGCUCCCUCACAAGAUGUGCCACCGAGUGCUGGGACACAAUGCAUCUAAAUUAGGGUUUUACCACUUCGACCUACUAAAAAAAGACCAGAAAUGCUGAAAAAAGAAGAAAAAAAAAUCCAGUGGGUGUUAGAAAAGGUUAAGAAGCACUUUCUGACUCUUGGGCCUCUGUUUUUGAGCGACUACUGCGAUUGUCUUACUGUAACUGCUUGUGAGGUUCAUGUUUUACAUUAUUUUUCUCUGAUAUAGAUUAAAAAGUUGGCCGCCGAUGACUGUAAUUACAUUUUUUAUUUAUGAAGGAACCGAGCCAAUCAAUGAGUCCCAAGAAAGUAUCAUUAAAGGGGAAGAAAUUACACAGUAGGACCGUCAGAUGUGUGAUAUUCCCCUCUACAACCGAGGCCACAGCUCUGUCAGGGUGCAGCACCUCCGCAGUUAUUAAAUGGUAGAAGGUCGUCCACCUCUAGUGCGCGUGCCGUGGGCCGGAGUCUCUCAGAAACUUGUAAAUGUCACGAAUAUUAACUGGGAGGGGUGGGGGUGAGAGCAGAUACUCUGAAAAUAGAACGGGAGCAUUUACAUGACAAAUUUUCAUCCGUCAAAUGGAUUAUAAAGUAGGUUUGGAGGCACCGUGCCCAAGGACAAUGAUGUUUUUCUCAGAAUAGGUCUGUAUUUUUUCUGUUGGAGGAGGUUAAAUGAGUCAUUUUUGUGCUUUUAUUUUGAUGAUCUUUUAUAGAAAAGUGCUCAAAUUUCCAGAGCACUCGAUUCGCUCCCCUGGAAACAUAUUUUUUUUAGCUGUAUGAGUUUUCAGUCAGCUGUGACAGUUAAAACAUGUUCCUGACGUGUUAAAAGUCUCUCCCCUACAUCCAGUGAUAUAACAUACAAUGUAGGCUUUAAAGGGAUAUAAGGCAUAAAAUUAAUUUAAGGUCAAACACACAGUAACACAGAGUUAGACACCCCCUCGAGAGAUGACUGUUGCCGACCGCUUGCUUCUCUAGUUAUACCAACUUUAAUAACAACCGCAGGAUAGCAAUACACAGCGGUCUGAUGAGCCAUAAACAAACCUCAACCAAAACGCCACUCUAUAGCCACAAAUAAUGCUCAGAACAGCACCUAACUUCAUCAACAGUACAUAUAGGGUCCCAGCCACAGUACUAGCCACCAAACAUCUUUUUAACUUUACCUAAUUUCUUUAGCAAAGAGACUAAACACAACUCACUGACUCUCUUCUAGCAGCCGCUUGUUUAAAGCAAGACCUCAGGCCAGUCAAUUAUGGACUGCUGUGGAGUUUCGCAGCUCAAGGAAGAACAUUUGUGAUCAUUUCUUUAUGGAAAUACAAUCAGACCGAGAUGCUAAAACAAAAGAACAACCGUGAGUGCAAAAUGAUUAAUAUGAUGAUUAUUACUUAAAGGACAUGAUAAAGAAAUGAUCAUAAAUGUUCUUUCUUGAGCUGCGUCACCCUGCUGCGUUCUGUAAUGGACUUGCCCGAGGUCUCGCUACAAGCAAGCAGCUGCUGGAGGAGAGUAGGUGAGUUUUGUUUAGUCUCUUUGUUAAAGAAAUUAGUCAAAGUUAAAAAGAUGUUUGGUGGCUAGUGCUGGGGCUAGGACCCUAUAUGUACUGUUGAUGAAGUUAGGUGCUGUUCUGAGCAUCAUUUGUGGCUAUAGAGUGGCGUUUUGGUUAAGGUUUUCUCAUGGCUCAUCAGACCGCUGUGUAUUGCUAUCCUGCGGUCGUUACUAAAGUUGGUAUGACUAGAGAAGCAAGCGGUCGGCAACAUUCAUCUAAUUAAUUUCACGCUGGAAUAUCCCUUUAAUGGAGAAGUCAGGAGGUCAGGUUGAUGUAGAAGUGAACACAGGAUGCAAAGAGUGAAUCAACAGCAGUGUUUUCAGUCAGCCGUACAAAGCUGUGGAUCAAUCUCAGGUCAGAGAGUUUGCAUGUGUGUGGCCCUGACCCUCAAGAGUUUUCUCGUACAACUAAACUGGUUAAAUAGGGUCAUAAAAACUGACAGACUUGGUGUGCGUAUUUCAGGAUAACAAAGGUGUGUAAAAGCCCUCAGGAGGAAUGAAACCAGGAAGUAGAACAAAAUCAAUGUGAGCAACAAAACAGGCUGAAAGGAGGAAAACAUCGUGAAACAGAAGGUAGAGGGAAAGCAGAACCAGGGUUUAGUCAAUUUAAUAUUAGGGUUACUUCAGAUUUCUUCAAAUACACUUGACUGGUUAUAGAUCCAUCCUUGUGACUGUGCUCUAAAUGUGACACACGGUGUAAAUAAAAGGCCGGCUAUUUAUACUGUUCAGAGUUAGCCAACCAAAAGCUUAUCUACAUUUCCUUUUUAUAGUGUUAUGACCUUGACAGACUUGUUGGCGUUCUAAACACCCAAUGCUGAUUAUUUACAACCCCACAGCGAAUGACAAGCAUGACAGUCGGAGUAAUGGGAUUUCACUUUCACUAGGCAAUAUGCAGCAGAGAUGAGAUGGCAGAGAGGAGAUAGAAGCCAAAUUCAUCACAUGAGAAUAGUAAUCAGGCCAAAAAUGACCUUCUGCCCUGAAAGCACGGUCAGUUUAUGAUUUAUUUGGCUCUGUGUCACGGCUGCGAAAAUGUUUGUGCUGGCAACAGUUGUGAUAAUAGUUGAGGUAAGAAAAAUCUGCUUCUUGGUGGUUACAUUUUUGGCAAAAUUAAUGAGAAUAAUCAAAAAAAUAUAAUGUCUCAAGUACAGACACAUCAACUCCUACAUGUUUGUCUGCUUAUAAAACAGACGACCACUUAAAAUACAAUAUCAGGUUAUUCUAAAAAGCCAAGUUUUAUGUGACUCCAGGGUGUUUUUAUGAGAGUCACACAUAACUAUUUUCAAACCACCUGAAUGAAUUCAACGUUUGUCCAAGCUCUGAUUUAACUGUUACUGAUGCACAUUACUCCCUAUGUGGACUGCAGCCUAUCAAUAAUCCGAGCUAGCAAUCGUCUGUCAAUACUUCAUAUCCUGUGGCUAUCUACAGUGUCACACGUCAGUGAUUAAAUCCGAGGUGAUAUAUUAUCCCCCAAAGGAACACACAGAGGAGGAUCCAGCAUGGAGAGAGACACAGUUCAAGUAUGAGUUUGGAGCUAUUCUGAGCGAAAAUAUGAAACCACAUCUUUAACCCUGUGCGCUAUGACAGUGGUUUUACUUUUGACAGGAAAUAUUCAUAUCAGUUGGACUAAAAGCAGUUCCACUGAUUAUUGAGCCAAAAAGAAAUAAACAAAUAUGACUGAAUGCUCCGAUUUCCUUUUAUUGUGUUGAUGUGAACGCCUCAUAUUUAACUGGGCAAAGGAACUUUCAAACAGAGAAACUCCUGAUUCUAAGAACAGAAUUAAAAGUGCUCAUGUGAGGUAGGGCUGCACGACUCCGGUCAAAAAUCCUGAUCCUUUUCUCUGGAAACUCGAUUUUAAAUUUAGAUUUUUAAUUCAGUGAUAACUUCACCAAACUUCACUGUAAAAAAAGAGUUUUUUCUCAUCUCUCAAAACAAAACCACUGAAAAGGAUGUAGUGCAUAUGCCAAGCCAGUAAGUGGCGCUGUAACGCUGGAGAGGAAAUGCUUAAAAGACAAAAGAAGAGUACAGAGCAUACGUAUAGAGGUUGGCGGCAUAAAAGAGUCACGCUGUGUGUCACAUGAUCAUUUCCAGAGAUGCAAAUAGAUCCGCACGAAGAUGAAAUGGUCGUCGUUAAGGAUUUAUGCUCUCUCUGAUUCAUUUUCAAUAAGUACCGCUGUUUCCGUGUGGAUAAAGAACGAUACGACAAAAACUUUUACGUUUACCCCCUGAAUUUGUUUCCGUGUGGACGGGUUGAUACCGCCUUCAGACAGACUUUGCAGCGGGGAGUGGUUUGCUCUUCGUCUGAAACUGCGAAGCCGUACCAAUUCCACUUGACUGACUGAGAUUAUCGCCUUCUUUUGCGAACGCCAUGUUUGUUCCCACUGGUGUGUGGUGUGAGCUGGGGAGCGCUCCCGCAGGAAGGAAGAGCCUACGGUGGCCUGGAGGGACGAGACAUGAUAGAGAGGAAAAAUCGAUUUGAGGAUUUAAAAUUUUUUUAUAUCAUCAUGAUCAAAUAAUGUGAUUACAAUUGAAAAUCAAUAAAUCGUGCAGCCCUAGUGCGAGUUUAACAAGUACAGUCAGAUUAUAUAUGGCUAUCCAGUUCAUAUAAUCUUAAAAUGGCGGUCUAAGUGAAUUUUUUGAUGGUAUUUUUCCAUUAUAUGCUUUUCUUCCUGUGCUAAAACAAUUGUGCAGCAGUGAUCGUCUGCAGUGAUAAUUUGAGGCAGGCUGAAUACUGAGACGGUGAAAACUGGGCUAUUAUUGGCUGUGUUUUUGCAGCUUCAAUUUUUCACAAUCAAAAAUAAAACAUAAAAUAAAGCUGAAGAUCUGAGAUGAAGUGCAGGAGCUCCGGGAGCCUUUGACAUGCAUUAAACAUUUAACCGUGGAAUCAGCUGGGACUCUUUGGUAGCCGGCGUUUCAGCGAAUGUGGGAAACAUCACAGAGCUUUGAAAUAAACUCUGAUAACCUCUGAUCCUGAGCAACAACCAGACCAAGGAUUUGCCUCAGAAAUGAUAUUGCUUGAAGUUUUCUCGCCACGACUCGCACACAAAAUCUCUCUCUCUCUCUCGCUCUCUGCCUGCGUGUCUUUGAAUACAAGAACAUUUCUUCCUCUCGCUCCCCUGGUGGUUUCAGUAACUGUGUCAGGGACUUUUCAUUUAGUUUCUCUGCUUCUCUCUUCUGCUGCGUCUGUUAAUUGUGUUUUAAUCUCUUAUGCUUUCCGGUCAAAUUCAAAGUUAGCUGCUGCCCGUUUUAUCUUUGAAGUGUGAUUGACUCGUCUAUCAUCAUAUCGGAUCAUAUUUAGGACUUAUUGUUCUUGUUUUACAGCUGAAUACUGAAUACUAAAUGUAGUUACUGUUUUUGGCUUGGUUCUACGUUACCGGACAUAUUUUCCUGUACUGUCUGGAGCAUUACUAAAGACACUGGUAAUUAUUUUAGCAUUUAUAUUUAAAGAUAAGAGCAAAGCCAUGUUUUGAGAUGAAAUGAGUCUUUUUUAAUGAACCAAUUUCAUAUUAAUAUGCAGAACUGUGGCUGUACGACGAACACAGAAAGGCAAGUUCCUGCUCUUUAAAGCUUACUUCUUAAGAGUCAGUAAAUCUGAGAUUUAACAGAUGCUGAGCAUACCUCACAUUUUCAUCUUAGACCAGAAAAAUCCUCCAAGAAUUUAGAGCAUUGUUCCUAAUCUGCCUUACUUUAAGGUUCAGUGUUCAUGGCUCAAGGAGGAAUCACCGAUUGUGACCUAUUUUCGAUUUUUUUCCCAAAUCAUUGUAUAUAUUUGUUGACUUUUAAUGGUUAUUUGACACACAGAAGAUGAGCUCAUGCCUGAGGACAUCUGAGGACCAGUGUCAGUGGAGACACAUCGGGGUCAUCUCAGUUCAAGUCCAUCAAGACUAACAAUCAAGCUCUGUCAGAGUCUUUAUUAAAGACCCACUCCAAUGAAAAUCAUGUUUUUCUUGUUGUCUACAUGCUCAUAUGACAUUUUUCAAUCAAUCAAAUGAAUCAAAUUCUAUUUAUAUAGCGCCAAUUCACAACAGUCGUCAUCCCAAGACGCUUCCCAAAGAAAAAGAGCAGGUCUAGACCACGCUCGUUGUUUGAUGAAUUAUCAAGACCCAACCUUAAGAAGGGAUUUGGCCCAUCUUAUCUAACAUGAGUGACAGUGGCAAGGAAAAAUUCCUUUUAACAGGCAGAAACCUUAGGUAGGACCAGACUAAUUCCAGACAGCCACCAGGCUGCUGCUGGGUUGGGGAGGAAUACAGAGGGGGGAGAAAGAGAGAACAAGAUAGAGGGAAGGGGAGAGAGAUGCUACAGGACAUAUCAUGAGAAAAAUAAGUGUGAAAUUGCAUUUCUAAGUAUUUCUUCAUUCAAAUCGCUGUGAAUCUCUGGAAAAGCCAAACAGCAGGUUCAGACACAGUGAGAUUUCCUAUGUCACAAAUCCAAGCUCCGCCCCCAGAGCCCCGCUAUAAUGUGUGCCAGACUCGGAGACGUAGAGAGGACAAUUAUGGAACAAGUGUGUGCGUUAGCGGAUUGCAAAGAUCGUAAGAAAGCAAAUUAUGAUAUUACCUUUUAUCAUGUCUGAUAGCUGAUUAGCUCCUAUGUUACCUGCCACUUCUACUACACUGACAAUGUUAGGCUACUGCAGGAGAAAAGCCAUUUAAUAUGACACAGGUAACGCGAUUUUGGCUAAAAAACAUCAUAAUCACAAUUUAAAGACCACUUAUGACACUUAAAAUCGUAGUAAAAAACAAUCGAAGUGAGACUUGAACUGACAGUAACAUCAUUAACUCUUUUCACUGGUGAUGAAUUGAGGUGAGAUAUUGUUUGUGUGUUCAGUCUGGGAGGUUAACUCUGUUGAAACACAGCAGCUGUGGUUUUGAUUCAUCCAUCUCUACAGUCUAUUAUUAAAUAAUCAUUUGUUCAUUGAUUUGUGUGCUGAUAUUGAGCGAGCCGAAAUUAAUGCAACAGUCGAUCCAUGUCUGCAUCCAUCGUGGGUUUUUAACUCACUCGAUUGAUUUAUAAUAAAUCAACUCGUAAACUGCCAAAGGCUAUCAAUUAACAUUCUGUGUUGUUGUCGCAGGUACAGUAGCUGGAGUAAGGUUUAACUUUCAGGACUAACAUCUUCAACCCUGACUCUUCUUUCUAAAAUCUUUGUCGCUGAUUGUUCGUCACUUUUUUUCACAGACCGCUUUGUUUGAUUUUCUGUCUCUUCCAGACCUGAUCCACUGCACCAAUGAGCUGAACGUCAGCAUCCCCCACCUGGCAGACACACUGCUGGAGCGCACGGCGAGCAACAGCUGGAUAGUGGUUUUCAAAGCGCUCAUCACCACACACCACCUCAUGAUGUACGGCAACGAGGUGAGCUGGCGCUAACGUAUGGAGUCCAGAAAGGGCGAAGGUGGUUUCGUUUCUAAAAUUUCCUGAUUAUGAAAAGUUUGUAUUCUUGAUCUCAAUCUACAAGUUUGACUAAAAAUUGGUCUUACAGUUAUAAUCACAAUUUAAGAAAUAAUUCCUAUCGAGACUGGUGCUCCUUAGUGCAGUUUUGACGAGAGAAAAAAUAGAAAUGGACUCAAAACGAACGUUGAACAAUAUCCGUCUAAUCAACUGCUGCCCUCAUAGCCUUUAAUUAAGUGCUACCAGUCAGUGUAACUCGCUCUGAUUACAUUUUUUAAUGCCGCAAAAGUUGUAAACUGCAGAUUAUCAGCUUUAGGAGGAAUAAACUGGAUUAGCGCUGGAGAGAUUUGAAGGUUUUAGGUUAAUUAGUUGACAGAAAACAAGUGCAUAACAGUUUAGAUAAUCUAUCAGCUGUUCAAGUCAGAAAAAAAAUUGUCUAUAUAUUGGAAAUGCGACUCACAAGUCCGAUAAUGAUUCUUGCUAUACUAUUAUUAUAUGAUUAUAUUAGUAUUACUAGAUAACAAGAACAUUAUCAACACUACCUAAAGCCUGAGGAAAGAAGAGAGACUUGGGGAAACUUGACCAAUCUGACUUCUGGAGUUAUUGGCGGUUUGUUGUAGUAAUCCCUCUCCAACUCUUGAAGCGACUGUCUUUGAGGCUGGAUCUUUCAGGUACCCAACAAGGACUGAUGAAGUACAUGACCGAUAUUUGGCUGUCCCACCUGGUGUGACAGAUCAGCCCGCUACUCAGAGCCCACAUGACAAGACCAACAACCAGAGCAUCAGACAUGUUAAAUGAUGAGGGUCUGAGAGAUGCAGUGGAAGCGGAUACUGAUGCUCUGUUGGUAUUCAAAAUACACAGCUUUAAGUGACAUGACAGGGACAGGAUUUAUCAGGUGCCUAGAAGAUUGAAAAAUGGUUUGAUAGCUCAUAUUUUUAUAAAUCAUUGUUCCAGAUGAGCCAAACUUCUACAACUGGAUUCAGCAACUGAAUUGAACUUAAAACAGGCUGAAAAUGUUCCGUCUAACCGUCACAUAACAGCGACAAAAUGGAGACACAUAGCUGCUGUUUUUCGGCUUUCCUCUAUUUGCUGAUCUGUAUUUUUUUUAACCAGCUAACUUCACCUAUCCUGGAGAAAGCCAGUGUUUCAUUUAAGACCCACUCCUAAGAAAAUCAUGUUUUUCUUGUUGUCUACAUGUUCAUAUGACAUUUUUCUGAUGCUACAGGACAUAUCAUGAGUAAAGUAAGCGAGAAAUUGCAUUUCUGAGUAUUUCUUCAUUUAAAUUGCUGUGAACCUCUGGCAGACAAAAACAGCAGGCUCAGACAGCGUGAGAUUACUUAUGUCACAAAUCCAAGCUCCGCCCCCAGAGCCCCGCUACAAUGUAGGCCAGAUUCAGAGAAGUAGAGAGGACGAUCGCAGAACAAGCGUGUGCGUUAGCGGAUUUCAAUGCUCGUAAGAAAGCUAAUUAUGAUAUUAACUUUCAUCAUGUCCUUAAAGAUAUCAGUGUGUGAGAGCUGAAUAUAUUACUUCUACUACACUGGCAAUGUUAGGCUACAAGCUAGCGUGAAGAGGAGUGAGCAGAGCAGCGCUUUCUCCACCCACGACUCAGAGGUGAAUUGCUAAUGAGCUACUGGAGCUCUGCAGAAGAAAAGCCCUUAAAAAUGACACAGGUAAUGUGAUUUUGGCUAAAAAUGUCACAAUCACAGUUUAAAGACCACUAAGAACACUUAGGGUAGUACAAAAAAAACAACACAACAGGACUUUAAGACCCAAAUGGACGAGCUGAGCCUCUGAGAAACAUGCAAAUCUGCAAGUCCAAGUAAACAACCAAUAAUGAAAAAGCUUCAUUUGUUAAGAGGACGAAUUUUUUCAGUCUCCCAUCCAGUUUCUACCGCUUGUUCCCGUUGGGGGUUGCGGGGGGGCUGGAGCCUAUCCCAGCAUCUCCAGGCUAAGGCAGAGGACACCCUGGACAAGUCACCAGUUCAUCGCAGGGCUGACAUAUAGAGAUGAACAACCGUCUUUACUCACAUUCACACCUACAGGCAAUUUGAAAGUGACCAAUUAACCUAGCCCCACUUUUGCGUGUUUUGGGAAUGUGGGAGGAAACUGGAGUACCCGGAGUAAACCCGCGCAGACACAGGUAGAACAUGCAAACUCCACACAGAAACACUCUGACUCGGAUUUGAACCUCGGACCUUCUUGUUGUGAGGCGACAAUGCUAACCACUACACCACUGUCCCGCCCUCUUUCAGUCUCCCAUGUUUGUCGAAGGAUCAAGUUCUGGGUGGGACCAAAGUGGGACAUCUAUACUGUUUCUGCUUCGAACAGUUUUCUAAAACAUUAAUAAGAAAGCAAAAACUAAAGCUUAACUUUGCCGUGGUGUUGGAUGAUUUGACUCUGUCAGAAAACAGCAUCAGAUAUGUAACCGACUCUGUCCUCUGUCCUUUUUUCCUUCAGAGAUUGAUGCAGUACCUUGCCUCCAGAAACACGCUCUUCAACCUCAACAACUUCCUAGAUAAGGCUGCACUACAAGGUGAUUGAAUGCCAUUUGGCUGUUUGUAAACUCAGCAGGGCCGUACAUCUAACAAAAUGACUUUAUGUCGGGCUCUCCCGGGCGCUGUAACGAUAUCAAUACGCCUGUUUGAAAAGAAAGCUGCAGUCCAGAGUUAAAACCCUGGAGACAAAUGGAUCUUUUGUUAGACACAGAAAGCUGCUGAAUGUCGCUGAAAAUGAAAAACAUAAUCACUGUGACUUUGUGUUUUCUCAUAUAAAGGUAAGGCGAAAACAAGAAAAUUAAACCUAAGGGUAAGGGCCAACAGGGAAAGCAGAAGUUAGUCCGUUUCAUAUGAAAAGGAUUACGGCCUCUUGAACAGAUUUGUGAACCGAGCUCAGUGAUCGGUCUUGAACUGCGGCGUUCUCUCUGUCCCCUCAGGUUACAACAUGUCAACUUUCAUCAGACGCUACAGCCGCUACCUGAAUGAAAAAGCUAUGUCGUACAGACUAGCAGCGGUGGACUUCACCAAGAUGAAGCGAGGGUAACAAAUUUAACACACUCUUAAAAUACACACAUAAGAAGAAUGUUUGAUAAUGGAAAACAACAACUUAAGGUUUUUCCUUUUAUAAGAAGAUGAAGUAAAUUUGGUGUUAUUUUUCUGUUUUUUUCCUUAAGCCACAGUCCUGAAGUUCAGUCAUUAUCUGAUUUUUUAGAGUGGGUAUGGCUGAGCUGAUGGUCCCGCUGCUGAAAACCUCAGCAAUCUCAGAAUCUUUUAGAAGGUGUUAAUUUUUUAAAGUUGCAUCCAUCACCCAGCAGGGGUCGAUCUGUUAAGACUGAGUAAGUAGGAGUCUAUGCACUAUUUAUUGUGUCUGCAAAGUGAAAACAGAACAAGUUACGGCGGCUGAAACAAAGCCAACAAAGAAAAUCAACAACUUAGAAGAAAAAAGAAGCGCUUUUGUACAAAGACAAGCUGUCUGAAACUACUUCAGUUUUCUAAAAUCUGCUUAGUGCAAAGUUAGACCUGGGAGACUGAUUGAGUGAUUGAGUGCCCUCUAUCACAAGUACGGUCAAUUAAGGACAACAAGAUUAGGUUCAGAAGUCUACAACGAGUUCAAAAGUACAAGAGGAGAUCAAGAAACUGACCAAAUUAUGUCAAGCUAUAAAAUUAAAUAUUUUACUCCAACAACCAAAAGCAACUGGUACCACAACACAAGACAGUGUACCGAUAAAAACCCUUCACAUAUUGAACAAAAGAAAGUCACUUAUUUUACUUUGAAAUUCGCCUUUUUAAACCUAGAAGAGGAUACUUAUUAUUAUUAUUAUUUAUUUUUAUUAAUUUAUUUUUUGUGAACAGAGUCUCACCCUUGUGUUGCUUAUUCACACUAAAAGUUUAUAUCGUACGGUGGCCCUAAAGGUCACAGGCACAAAUAAUUCAGAAAGGGGAUAAAAAACAUUUUGUAAAACACAAAAACACUUCAUUGAAUAAAAAAGAAAGAUUUAAUUAAACAUAAAAACGUUUUAAAUGAAUACAAAUUAUUUUUUAAAAAAUAACUUAACAAUAAUUACAACAAUAAUAAUAAUAUUGAUAUUGAAUAUCAUAUUAAUAAUAAAUUUGUUUAUGUAUCACCUUUAAAAACAGAUGUUUAUAAAGAGCGUCAGCAGAAGCAAAAAUGGUAAAGGCCAACAAAAGCUAUAAACACAAAAAAAUGGAAGCAGAAACAUGUUGGGUAAAUGCCGAUAAAUGUAAAAAAAAAAAAAAAAGAAAUUUGUAUUUCUGGAAAUAUUUUGAUGUUUUUUUUAUGGACCUGUGUUUCCAAAAUGUUUUUGUGUUUUCAAAAUAUUUUGAGUUUGUAUUAUGUAUUUUUUGUUAAUUCUUUUUUUUUGUAUAAUUUUUUAAAAUGUAUAUUUGUGCUAUUGACCUUCAGGGCCACCGUAGAAAUGGGGUUAUUUGUACACACUCAGACACUGUCCCCUGUGUGUGUCGUUCAUACUGUGUCCCUGUAUUCUUGCUCGUUAUCAGGGCUGAUGGUGUGAUGCGCACCAUGAACACAGAGAAGCUGAUAAAGACUCUGCCCACCAUUCAGAACCAGCUGGAUGCACUGCUGGAUUUCCAGGUAAACAUCUCACACCAAACUUCAGGAAAAAAAGGCCCAGUUCCUGUAAAAUCUGACUCAGUCGACUAUUUUCUUUCUCUGUCUUCACUUUAGCCGAACUCCAAUGAGCUCACCAACGGAGUGAUCAACACAGCCUUCAUGUUGCUGUUUAAAGACUCCAUACGGCUGUUUGCUGCCUACAACGAAGGGGUGAUCAACAUGCUGGGUAAGCUAAUACACACAAUACAGCAGAUCCGAGUAAAUCUCUUUUGAGUCCAUUUAGUAUUUAUGCAGUAAUCUGCCUUUUACAAGCCAGACUCCACUCAAUCCUCGUUUAUGGGGAAAUCAAUUUCCUCCUCCAACUGUCUCUCGAAGUCCAAUUAAAGACUGUAAAGAUCACCUUUUCUUCCAUCAAUUGUUGAGCCAGUGAGGAUCCAGGAGCUGAGAGCAGACGGACUCUUUAGCGAUGAGUUAAUUAAAGGAUUCAUUACCUGAUUGACCUGAUCUGUGAGGGUUCAGCCAUAGUCAUAAAAUAACCAGGCUUCCAGGUUGAAUUUAUUUCAGUCUGUGUUUGAACCAGACGUUCAUGGAAAAUCAGUACCAGACUAUGAGAUCUAUGAGGCAGAUUUUUGGAUUGUAUACUACGAAAGCAUAUUGCAUUCACUUGCAAAAAAGAGCAAACAAAAUUGCUGUUUUUACUGGCUAAUUUUUUUCUUCUUUCUGUUUUUCUGACUUUUUUUUUCUUCUGUUUUGUUGGACGAACAUUAUUCUCCCCUCUUUCUGUUUUUCGGACAAUUUCUUAUUGUUUUUCAUACUAUUUUUUUCCGUCUUACUGUUUUUAGGACUAUUUCGUUUUAUUUUAAAUUCGUCCAAAAAAAAAAGAAAAGACAAAAAAUUAGUCCAAAAAAAAAAGAAAUUAGAAAUUAGUCAGAAAAACGGAAAAGAAAAAAUUUGGCUGAAAUAACAGAAAAAAAGAAAAAAAUUAGUCCAAAAAAAACAGAAAAGAAAAAAAAUUAGACCAAAAAAGAAAAGAAUAAAAAAAACUAGUCAGAAGAACAGAAAAAAAUUCUCUGAAAAACAUUUUUUUUUCUUUUUUCCUUUUGAUGAAUGCAAUAACCUUCUGUAGUAUACUUGUUUUUGUGAAACGAAGCGCCAAGCUGUAUCUCUCCCUCAUUUGUGAUUAAAAAUGCUGACUGUCCUGGUCCACAGAGAAAUACUUUGACAUGAAGAAAAACCAGUGCAAAGAAGCUCUGGAGAUCUACAAGAACUUCCUCAACAGGAUGACCAAACUGUCCGAGUUUCUCAAAGUUGCAGAGGUAACGUCUGUUUGUCGUUAAAGAGCUAAACACGAGCAGGGAAUAUCUGUCUGGAGCGAAUCUGGACGGGCACCUCUCUUGUUUGUUUCUGUGAUAAUUUCCUCCCACUUCUCUGAAGAAUUUCUCUUCAAUCCCUCUUUAACCUGUUGAGAUUUGCUCCAGACGUCCGUAACCCUCAAGAUCUGAUUUACGGUUGAUAUUUUGUACCUCAAAACUAACCGUAGAUCAGCAUCCAGGGGCUUCUUCUCCUUAAUCUUCCAAGUCUUUGUUUCUCGCCUCUAGAUUUCUCCUGUUUCUGUCCUUCUCUUGCCCUGACCUGGGGAGGGGGUUACUCCAAGACAGUGAUUAAUGGCUGAGUCGUAGCCUAUCAGAGAGCCACUCAUGUAGAGCUUCUAGUUGAGGGACCCCUCGCGUGCUGCCUGUUCACAUGCCUGCACUGCAUGCCCAAGCAAGCUCUUUUUCUAUCUCUGUCUCUUCUUUUUAUUGUUUUAUUUCCUGCCUUAACUUGAAAAAAAAAGAAAAAUGGCUGUUAUCCAAGAAGUAGUUGUAGUCCUUGCUAGGCUUCAAAGUGAAUAUAAACAGUUUUUAUCCUCUGUAGACUUGGUAGCCUUCCCUUCGCGCGCGCCAUCUUCAAAGGCUUUCUCUCUGCUUGGUUAAGUUCCCAUUUGGAAGAAGGUUUGGGGUGCAGCCGCUCGAUCCAAAGAAAAGAAAAAAAAAAAAUAACAACAGACUAACGUUGACUUUAAGGACCCAUUCAUUUUCUCUGUCUAACAAAAUGUGUGUUUGUCUGUUUGUGUGUCAUCUGUGACCCUCCCCUGUCUUUCUGUUCAAAGUCAACAUUAGUUGAGUGUCUUCCUUUUGGAUGUUUCUUACCUCGCAGUCAUGUGACCUGCUGUCUGCCCUCUCUGCCUUGCCUGUUUGAUCAGUCAGUGUGCUCAGCAUUCAUUUCAAACCAGUCUCCAGAUCUCAGUGUGUGUGUGUGUGUACUUUUUAGUGUGCGUGUGUGCACAUGUACGGUGUAAAUAUAUAGGUGUUUGUACGCAUGCUCCCUCCUCCCCUCCUCCUCUGUUGUCUUUUAUUUGUUUUCCUUCCAGCCACUGCAUGAAGUAAUGAAUGCUUGGGUUUGAUUCUUCUUUCUCCCUCCUCCUCCUCCUCCUCCUCCUCCUCUUCCUCCUCUUUCUUCUUCACAUGCCUCUACCCUGUUUUCUUUUGUUUUUUACUUUGUUGGUUUACUCCUGGUUUUGUUAUUACAUUUGGUUUAUGUUUAUUUUGCCUCCCCUCCCCCUUCCCCCUUACCUCCCCCCUCCUUUUUGUGACACAGCGAGUUGGGAUAGAUCAGGGCGACAGCCCCGAUCUCACACAGGUCAGUCCACAUCUCAUCUCAAUCAGUCAAUCAACCAGUCAGUCAACCACUUUAUAAGUCCGUCAAGUCAAUCCCAUAAUGCUUCAUUCUAAACGCUCCCGUUCCCUACUCACCCUACAGACCUGCCGACACUGCAGCUGCCCCGUCCUGCUCCUCUCUUCUUCACACUCCUUAACUUCUUCACUUUUCUCUCCUUUUCCCUCUGAGCAGUUUAGAAGAGAAAGAAAACAAUAAAUGAAGAUGUGCAUAAAGCUUUGAACUUCCCUUUUUCAAAAUUUUACAUCAUUAGUGCAGGAGUUUCACAUUUUUGUCAUCUAAAUUAUUAAAAAAACAAAAUUUCACUCAUAGGUUAGAGCUUUAACGCCGCUUAUUUAUCCUUCCUCCUGUGUUAGCCUUUACUACGCACCCACUAUGUCAAGGGUCGGGUUUGACCCGUGUCUUAAAUCAGCUGUAAAUUACACUAAAAACAAUUCUCUAUCAUCCAAUUAGGUUCUCUUACCUUGUUAGGCUUCUUUAACGAAUCCUUUUAAUGAACGGAUUCUAAAGAUUCAGUACAGUCAAAAGAACUGCUCUUCCCAUCACUAACCAAUAUUGAAUUGAUCUCACAUGUCUGGACAUGCCUGAUGUUGUUUUUUGUGCAGGGAAAUAUAUGACAAAAUGAGAAUUUCCUAAAUCUCGCAUGAUGGGAAGAGGAUCUGACUGUCAGUGUGGUGCCUGGCAUUACACAUAUGAUUUUAGUUUUUGCUCCAAUUAUUAGAUAAUAAUCUAACCAGCUCAACAGCGACCCUAACACGAUCAUUUUAAUAGGAGCAUUUUAUAAUUUAGUCCAUUUAAUUUUUUAUUUUCAUUUUGUUGAAACAGAGGUUCCUGACAAAGUCAAAAAGUCUUGAUUUAAGUGGUUCUUUUAAGCAUUUAAAACCAAAAACGGGUCUGUGCAGACCCUAACACAGGAGGAGGGUUAAAAAGUUUUUAAACUCUUUUACAUAUAUAUAUAUACAUAUAUAUAUAUUUAAGUAUUUUUUAUUUUGGAUGUCAUCAGAAAUCUUUUUGGAAAUUUUUAGCAGUUUUUGAGAGCAACCAUAAAGGAUUGUUUCAUCAUAUGAAAGCGUAUCUUAAAAAAACACAAGUCCAGCACAGCUCUGUGAAAUAGGUUUUUGUCCACAUACGCAGUGUUCGAACCCAUUUUCUAAAAAAAGACCAUGUCCCUUUGCAUUAGCUGUGGGGAGAGCAGCGAAUGGUUUAUGAAGUAGGUUUUCUGCAAAUAUGACUUGGAUAGGAGUACAUAAUGCCAUCAUAAGUACUGCACAUCCAGCUAAAGACCGUAAAUAAUACAGCUCACCCUUUUCAGUGGACACUCGAUUGGACGUUUACAAAGUGAUGAUUCAGGUACCAAACUGAAAAGAGCUGAAACUUGUCAAUGAACCCUCACGUUUGUAGUGCUUAUGAAGACCUUAUAUGCCCUUAUUCAACCACAUAAUGACCCAUGCCUUUACUGAGCUCUAGAUAUGUGUCUGUUUUACUUUUAAACUUUUAGCAUAUUCUAGAUUUCUCUGAAGAAGGAUAUCCAGAAUUCGCAUUUUACUCUCUUUCCCCCCUUGAAAUAAGUAUCUGAGAAAUCUUUUCUUUGCUUGUUGUGUUUGCCUCGUGUGUGUUUUGGUGCGGAAAUGUAAGGCUCCAGAUGAAAACCGUGGUAUCACAUGUGGUCCAAACGAACCCAUCCAUCCUUUUUUUGUUUGACAAUUUCGAGUGCUGGCUAGCUGCUCAAUGUGUAUACCUGGUUUUUCACCGGAUAGUUACAUUUCAGUGAGUUAACUUCCUUGGCUUCCUAAAAAAAAACAGCUGCUGUCUAAAUUCUUCACUCAAUCGGUUGUUAAAAAGUAAAUUUUCCUUUAAACCUAACAGGGAAUCCACGAGUUAACUCUCAGUUUUUUAGGCUGUGAUUUUCUUUAAGGUGUGUAAGUGUGUGUGUUAGUGAGAGCGUUUGUGCACCGCUGGCCCCUGCAUGGGUUUGUUUCGAUGGAUCAGAGAUGUGAUUGUUGUGUUUUUUUACUCUGGAGCCCUGCAGCGACGAUUCUCUGCUUCUUCCUGACCUGUUUCGUCCUUUUCGUGGACUCGUUUGCAUGUUACAAGGCUGAUGAUGUGUGCAUGCUGGUCAACCAAACCUGAUGAAACCAAAUGCUUAAAAAAAAAUAAUAAAACAAGAGCUGUGGUAGAGUAGACGAUGGAUCUGAGGAUGAUGUCUUAAUUCUGCUGCUGCUUUGUGGUUGUGUGGAUGUGGCGUGAGUGUGAGAGAAAUGAGAAGGUGAGAUGAUGAUGAUGAUGGUGAUGGGAGGGAGAGAAAGCGGUGUGUCCCUUUUUGUUAUCCUGGCUGUGGUUCUAAUGUUACCCCAUCAACCUCCCCCGACCCCCAUUGACCCCCUUCCUCAGGCUCCCAGCUCUCUCCUGGAGGCUCUGGAGCAGCAUUUAGCCUCUCUGGAUGGCAGGAAGCUGAAGGACCUGUCCACCGCCAGCAGGUACGUGAGGAGGCUAGUCAGAUCCUAUGAAACUGCUGCUUAUAGUAGUAGGAGUACCCAGCAUUACUACCAUUACCACAAACACGAUCCCAGUGCCAUGACCCCAGUGUCCCCUCUUUAGCUACAUGGCACGUGGAUGUAGGGAUGGGAGUCGAGAACCGGUUCUAAAUGGUUCAAUCCAUCGACAACAUUUACAUUUUAUCUUAACGAUUCCUUUCUUCUGGAUGCCUUGAUAAACGGUCUCGCAAGUGCUAGUCUACACAAACGGGAACAGGGCCAGAGAAAAAACAUGGUGGAUGGUUGAAAAGUAGGCAGAAUUGAUCUAAAGCAUGGCUUAAUUUUACUAAGAAAGACGACAACAGUACGACGUUCGUCGAGCAGUGAUAACAUGCAAAGGUGGAAACAAACAGCAAUGCGCUUAAACAUUUGUCAACGGGGCACAGCAUCAAAUAUAAGGAGUCACAUUUAUUCGAUACUCUCUGCCGGUUAUCAGCCGCUGCUGCUCCAUCUCAGCACAGCAUGGAAGGUACAUAUGAUAGGGUGACCAUACGUCCUCUUUUACCUAGACAUGUCCUCUUUUGGGGGGCUGUCGAGGGGGGGGGUUCAUUCAUUGUAAAACAGUGCAGAGCAUCAGUCCUCUCUGCAGCUCUGCCCCUCCGCUCACUUCUAAGCAAAGCCACUGACGCGACGUACGCAUGCACUGUCUUCAGGAAUUCAGAAUGACAUGCGUUUAACUGACUUAGAAGUGCAUAAAAACACUCGACCCGACUAAAAAAACCCUCAAAAUUUCACGCACAAGUCCGCCCUCUUUUUGGGGAUUCAGAAUAUGGUCACCCUAACGAAUGUCCUGUGUUAACAUAAGCACAAUGCAUGCUAGACUUAAUAAUAUAUUUCGUAUUUGACUUAAUACCAACCAAAGUAAACGCUGUACAAAUAGUUUGUUAUUUGAUUAUUUUUGGACUCUCACUGAAGGUGGCAUACAUCUUUUUCUGUUAUCAGAGACUCAAUAAAAUUAAGAUUUAAUGGUGAAGAAUAGUCUACUUUUUUUUAAAUCAAAGAAAUCUAAAUCUAUAUACAGUCUAUAUUUUCCUCCGAAAACUGAAAAUGCACUUUUGAGCUGUUUUUGGCCAAAGAUUUUUGGUGGCCGAAUUUUUGGUGCAUCUCUAGUAGGUUUCUAUUGUUAAAUGGAAGUUUAGAGGAGAUGAAAACACGAUUAUGAAAGUCAUCAAAAUUCAUCCUGUUUGUAUUUUAUAUUAUAAAACAAAUCACAAACACAAAUUCUGUUCAAAACUACAAAUAUCAAUCUUAAGGCAGACUGGAUGUUGUUAAAGAGAAACUGAAUCUCCUUUCUUAACAUCAGCCUGAACAUUUUGGUAACACUUAAUUAACUACCAGAAGGAUCACCAUGAAGUUUGGUACAAAUUUGAACUAUUUUGUUCUUAGCAGUCAUGUUUUGUAAAAGGAUUACAACUCAGCAAAAAGAGCACAGACAAAAUAUAGUGUGUGGCGAUUGUGUGUUUUUUUUUUGUAAAGCUCUGGUAAAGUAUGUUUGUGUGUGUUUUUGUUUCUCACCUUUAGAUCCAGCACUUUGUCCAGCGCAGUGUCCUCUCUCUCCAGCACAGGGAUCUCUCUUAGCCGCAUGGAAGACAAGACAGAUGACAACAGACUGCAGCAACACAAGGCGAGACAUAUUCAAGCUGAAAAUAAAAAAAAACACAACAAUACUGCGCUGAAAGAAACCACACUUUCAUUGCAUGUACCUUUUCACAAAAUAACUGGCUUUGCUUUAAUGUGAGGAAAGCACAAAAUCCCUUUAGCUUCUGUGAACUGUGAACAAAAGCUGUAAGUCAAGUUUUUUUGUCCUCCGCACUGUUGUUUAAGUCGAACGGACAAAUGCAUUAAUCCUGCAAUACAGUGAAAUACACAGCCUCUGUCUCUAGCUGCCGGCCCGUAGCUUACAGAGCUGCACAGAGAAUGAAAAUGAAGUCACAAUCUUCAGACACUCUGCAGUGGAUUUCUCAUUCAAAUGAAUUAGCAUUAGAGCUCUUUUUUUUUCUCUGUGUGCAUGAAGAGGGUUAACCCAUCCAGCCUACUUUGUCUCCAAAACAGACAUGCAGAUUAGUACUCAUAAAAUAAUCAUUUUUAAAGAUUUAUUUGUCCUUAUCUAAAAAAAAUCUGUUGCGUUGCAGAUGUCAUUGAUAUAAAGAAUGAACAGUAUUGGACCAAUCACUGAUCCUUGCAGUACGCCACAUUUAAUCUUUCUCAGCGGUGACAUAGUAUCAUUAAUUUGUACACACUGGUGUCUAUUACCUAAAUAACUUUCAGCCAAGAAUGAACAACCCCCCAUAUUCCAUAAAUCUCUAAUUUCUCCAAUAACUGUCUGUGAUCUAUGGUGUCUCUAAAACAACUUCAGCCCUGAUCAUUAAAAAAUAAUGAAUAGAAAAUUCGAUGUAUUACCCUUUUCAUGCCAGUUUUUGUGCACCAUGUCACUGCUAUUUUUGAUGGUAAAAAAAAAAACAAAAUCGCCAUAUUUCCCAUAUAAAAUGAUGUAGAUGAUUUUUUUUUUUUGAUAAAUAGAGUGGGUUAAGAUUACAUGCUGGCUGAAUCUGUUGUAUCACUGUCGGAAAGUAUAAUUUAGAGCCCUGGUGAUCGAGUGACAGCAAAAAGAAGGUUGCAAUAUGAUGUUAUGGUGUUUUUAAUGGAAGUCUAGUGUCCGAUUUGCGGGCAAAGUAGGGUGGAUGGAGCUAAGUUGCGGCGAUGGAGAACUACAGGUGACACAGAAUUUUUUUUUUAGUUUUUUUUUUUUAAGGUAUAUGAAGAAAAAUAAGAACUCUCACCAAAUUUGAUGCCCCAAUCUGUAGAAAUGUGACUGAUAGCUCAAAAUAAAGAUGAAAAAAAUGACAAAUGUCCUUUAAAAUCAUUAAAACGAUGUAAAAAUCCUAAUAAACAAUCUGCUUUCAAUGCAGGAGGACAGUCAUAAGGUGAUAGACAUUCAGACACCCAAUGCAUCCCCCAGCACCCAGUCAGUGGGCAGUGCCAACAGCAGCGGAGGGGCGACAGAUCUCUUCUCCAACUCGCCAAUCGUACCUGUCAACAACCAGUGAGUCAAAAAUCUGCAUCUUAGAAAAUGCAAAGAGACACUCACCGAAUCUCACAGUAUGUUUUUUCUAUUGUUUUCUGUUUGGUCUGCAAACUGCAAGCCUCCAGUUUUAUGGUUUCAUUUUUAUGUCUGCUCCCCGGCUCUCCAACAAGAGCUCUUUUGUGCGGCUGUCGUUAUAAAUUAAAUUUGCUGUACGGUAAUUUCCUGCUUACAUAAAAAUGAAAUGAGUAACAAAAUCUCCUCUUGGUUUUUCCAUCCUGCAGUGUGCCAAACCUGACCAGUGAGCUGUUCACCCUGCAGCCUAACUUCACCCCCAUCCAGACCACACACACUGUGCCCAACAAUAACAAUGCCUGGGGGGGUAAGCCUGCACAUACGCACACACACAUACACACAAACAUGUAAUUAUGCAAACAUACAAUGAAGCAUGCAAAUGAAUGCCCAUACACACAUGAUCUCUCACACACACGCACGCACAUGUGAGAGCUGGAUACGCUGUGACAGUUAUUCCUGAUACUUCAUGCUCUUGACUCAUUCCCCCCCCUCUUUUCUCAUUUUUGUUACCAUGGUAACCUCUGGAUGUAAGGUGACCUGCUAAAGCCAGCCCCACCUACUCAGAUUCACAGUCCUGGAGCCCAUUUGCACUCUGGGAAAAUGCUGCCCAACGACUUGGACUCUUCGUUAGCCAACCUGGUUGGCAGUGAGUAUCCAUUAUCUCUGCAUCAGUAUUCACUCGUUCAUCAUCUCUCUGUCUUUCCUGUUUGUUUCCUUCUUUUCAGUUUAAUUCCUUUUCUUUUCCUUCUUCUUCUUCUUCUCUCAGACCUUCAGUUUGGAGGGACGCCAGCGAAAAAGUAAGUGUCUUCGCCUCAAGCCAAUGACUCAGCUGUCUACCCAGUUUGAUCACUGUUCACACAAUCUCAUGAAUCAUUAUUUAUUUUCCAUUUCCGCAUAAUCUGUCCUGUGCAUGUAAAUGAUGUGUGUGUCUGUGUGUGUCUGUGUGUGUCUGUGCAUCAGGCCGGAGCUUCAGUGGAGUCAGCUUGUAGAAAAGAAGCCCACAGGAGGAAGUGGCUGGCAAUCAAAGACUAUGUGCACCAGCACCAACUGGACUCACACCACCCAUCCCAUGGCACCUGCACCAAUGCCCGUCCCGCAGAUGGUAACUUGAAAGCCGCAUUUAUGCAAUCACCGGUUUUUGGGUCAGGGUUACACAUGGUGCACAUGUAGACACACAGUCCUCUUAAACACUGAUGUUGACCUCGGCUGAUGUGUCAGUGAUGUAGAGCAGGGUGCGAUUCAUCGAUGUGUCGAUGCAUCAUGAUGCCUCACAUGAUGAUUCGGCAUCGAUUUAUUAACGUUGAUGCUUAAAAUAAACAAAUAAUAACGUUGAUCCUUUGCCGCAAGGCCAGAACAAAAAAACAUGGAACCAGAACCUUAACGCACGCACCGCCCAGACUGUUUAGUGAGCGGGACCACAACAAACAGAUCACCUCAGUCUUCAGCGGCCUCCAAAGAGCGGCCGAUUCUCUCGCCACCGGGGUUGACUGCAACCGUGUGGAAGUACUUUGAAUUUUAUGACAGAGCAAACAAGAUGACUGACAAGACCUACGCAAGAUUUCGGAAAUAAAGUACCUCAGCAACACAACAAACAUGAGGUAUUACCUCGUAAGCUUUCAUCCCGUAACAGAGAAGGCUCCUCCGGUCGUGUCCGCCGCGCAGAGAACCAUACUGGAGACUGUCUCCGAACUUCCCUCCAAACAUUAUUUAUUUAUUGAGUGUAGGUUUUAAAGGAACUGAGUUAACUGAUAGGCUAUUUAUUGAAGACAAAAUCAAUUUUGUAUAAAAAAAGCUUUAAAAAUGGGAAUGAUUGAAGAAUCAUAGCACCAAUAAUCAAAACUGAAUCGUGAGGUACCGUUGUUGGAACACCCCCAAAGUGUCGUGUAAAAUUAUCUCUGUUUGUCUGAAUCUGGAAAGAGAAAUUAAUCCUGCUAAGCUGUUUACUAACCCUCCGCUAAACUCUCGUGCUUCAUCUGCUUUUCUAAGACACAUAUUCCAGUUGAGCUGUAUUUGUGUCUGAUGAAUGUUUCUAAACCCAGAUGAUGCAGGUACAUCCCACAUGUCUAGGUCAGAAAGUACCAAAUUUAUAAUAAUACCACUGUGAGGAGACUUUGACUGGAUUUGAAAUGCACAGUGAUGGCUCUUUAUAAACCUACAGUUGCAAACAAGACCUUCAAUGAGCCACCAAUGACAGAAAUUUUAAUGCUUGUAACUGCUGAGGCACCUUAAGAAGCAGCCUCACUGUUCCUUUUCCAAGACAGACAUCUACAGCAGCUGCGUUUACAUGGGCACAAAUAAUCGGAAUAAAGACACGAUCAGAAUAAAAAUGCGUCAUGUAAACAUGUCGAUCAGAGGAAUCCGAUCCAAUUUAGCAAGAUUUGCGGUCGUUACUUAAGUUUAUAUAACUACAGCAGCAAGUGGUCGGCAACAUUCAUCUCUUCAGGAGGUGUCUAACUUGGUGUUAGGGUGUGUUUGUCCCGAAAUUGUUACGCUGGAAUAUCCCUUUAACUUUAAACAUUAUAUGCUACAACACCACUGGACUAAUCUGGCUCAAAUCUUUUGAAUGUGGUUUUGUGUACAGAUUUAGUGCCCCCCGUUAUUUAGUCAGCAAGGUCAGUGUCAGAUAUCUGUCUCUGAAAAUUAGCUGAUCAAGAGUGUCUUAACUUCCUGCUGCAUUCAGGGCUUUUCAAGGAGCUCCAAAGUAUCGCUUCUGCCCUUUGUGCCCUUCUCUAAUUACCUACACGUCUCUUCCAUUCAAUCUGGUUUCAUCGUUUAAUUUUCAGCUGAUUGACCUCUUAACUCAAACCACUCAUUUAUGCAGCAAAUGGCUCGGAAAGCUGAUGGCACAGCCUGAAUAGAAAUGAUUAGAGCUUGAGGAAUGGUCAAAGAGAAUUUUUAUCUUCUCUGCACAUUUGAAGAAAGAGAUUCAAGAAUAGCUUUAAUUGUUGUAAUUUUCUACCUCUCCACAGAAUGGGAUGAUCUAUACUGGCUAUGUAAGUACCUUUAUUCACUCUGCGUCAUCAGAUCUCACCUUGACAACCUCUUUUCACUAACUGACUUUUUAGAUCUGAUUUUAUCCUGAUAUUACAAAUUCUUGGCAAACUUGUUUUGUUGAUCUUACAUGAAUUAAAGGAAAGAGAAAAUAGCCUUUAUGGGUUUUUGGCUGCUGGUUAACUAUCUCACUGCAGCUGUUUGGUGUUGAACCUCUUUAAUUCAGAGUCUUCAUGAAAUUUUAAAGAGAAAGCACACAGAAGGUAGGCACACACACACCAGUGAAGCUUGGUACAAAAGCCACAGACAAGUCUACAGGCUACGAUAAAUGCAAAAUAGUGAGAUAUAACUGAUAUAUGAGUGGAUAAAACAACGCAACGCAAAAAGGUGAGUUACAAUGUCAGUGCGUCACUGUUUGAGUCGACACACUUUCAUAGCCCUCAGUGCAUUUCUCAGAUCAAAACAAAAGUCUUUUUUUUAAAAGUCCAAGAUUUCUUUGAAGUCAGACUUAUCUGGAUGAAUUUUUAGACCUCUGUUUAGUGCUCUGUUGAGUUCCUCUCUUCAUUCACAGGCUCCAGCACCAGUGGCUUUUCCUAUGACGACACCUCAAGUGCCUGUUUAUGGAAUGGUAAGACUCCGCGCCUUCUUGUCGAGACUUUCAUUUAUAUUGCUGUUUAAGACUCCACGUCACAUUUCCCUCUCUCUCUGUUUCAUCACUGGUGUUCACCUGCGCUCACCUGUCCCUGAACAGCUCCCUCCUCAGAUGGGUCAUCAAAUGGGGGGUGUUCCCAUGAUGCCCCCGCAGCCUGUCAUGUACAACCAGCCUGUCCUGAGACCCACCAAUCCCUUUGGACCCAUCCCGGGGACGCAGGUAAUACACCACCGGGCUCUCUAAACCAAGGAUAUGAAAUCCAUUUAUGACACAGUUUCACACAGACUUAUAUUAAAGGGAUAUUCCAGCGUAAAUUUAAGUUAUGGUCAAACACAUCGUAGAACCGAGUUCGACACCCUCUCGAGAGAUUAAUUUUGCCAACCGCUUACUUCUCUAGUUAUACCAACUUAAGCAACAACCACAUGAUAGCAAUUCACAGCGGUCUACGUCUCCACGCUCAAACCACAACCAAAACGCCACUCUAUAGCCACAAAUAAAGCUCAGAACAGCACCUAACUUCAUCAACAGUACAUAAAGGGUUCCAGCCAUAUUACUAGCCACCAAACAUCUUUUUAGCUUUGUCUGAUUUCUUUAGCAAAGAGACUAAACACAACUCACCUACUCUCCUCCAGCAGCUGCUAGUUUGUGGGGGAGCCCUGUUGAGUUGAUCACCGAGUGCAGCGGAGUUUCGCAGCUCAAGGAAGAACAUAAUUCUGUACACAAAACCACAUUCAAAAGAUUUGAGCAAGAAUAGUCCAUUAGUGUUGUAGCAUGUUUAAAGUUAAAGGGAUAUUCUGGUGUAGAUUUAAGUUAUGGUCAAACACACCGAAACACCGAGUUAGACACCCCCUCGAGAGAUAUAGCAAAGAGACCGAACACAACUUACCCACCCUUCUCCAGCAGCCGCUUGUUUGUAGGGGAGCUCUUAGAGUAGGCGAGUUGUGUUUAGUCUCUUUGCUAAAGAAAUUAGGCAAAGCUAAAAAGAUGUUUGAUGGCUAGUUUUGAUUGAGGUUUGCACGAUGUAGACCGCUGUGUAUUGCUAUUGUGUGGUCGUUACUAAAGUUGGUAUAACUAGGGAAGCAAACAGUCGCCAACAUUCAUUGACCAUAACUUGAAUUUACGCUGGAAUAUCCCUUUAAGACAAAAUGAGAUGGCGGGAACUGUAUUAAAUUCCUGAGUAAAUAUUGGGCCACUUUUAUGAAAAUACUCUGCAAAGUUUUGCUCGUAAUAAGACAGCCUAACAACUGUAUUUAUGCUUUGUGUCUUUUGAAAUGGCUGAUAAAUUCAUUGAGAGCUGCUUUUAACUCUCCGUUGAAGUAACAUUCAAACUGUGGACCCUUUAAGAAACAGGAUGAAUCAUGUCAGACAAUUUCAAAAUUGGCUGACAAGCCUGGAAAAAGCUGUUUUUCACAGCAAGUAAUCAUCAGUUGGCCCGGCUACAAGACUAUCAGGGGAACAAAUAAGAGUAUUUUGACCAAUUAUUCCAAACAUAACAGAGUGAUGUAACUGCUUACUGAGCUCUCAUGCUUACUGAGAAGCUGUUUUCCUAGCACUGCGACAGGUAAUUUGCUUGUCAAUAGAUGCCUGAGCACUUGAUGAGGUGUUUUGUUGAACUUAAUCACUCUCCAUUCUCUCUCCCCUCCAUCCUCUGCAGAUGCACUUCAUGUAGGGAUGAUGUGGUAACCAUGGCAGCAAAGCCGCGAAAGGAAAGAUAGAGGAAGAGAAAGAAAACAAAUCCAGAACCAAAUCCAGUGCCGGAGAAAGAAAAAGGACAGAGAGGAAAAAGGGAGGGGAGAGGAAAAAGGAGAGAGGACCAGAGGAGGGAUGAAAGAAGAAAUGCUGAUGUCUAUUUCCAUGUCACCUCACCCUCUUAUCUCCUCUCCUCUCUCCGUGUGGCUCCUGAUCUCUCAGUCUCAGAAACUGUAACGCCGGGGCACAAGAGGCUCCGCGCUCCACUCAUCUUCGGUUUGAUUUGCCAACUCAAAUGGCGUUUACGACAUGUGAUGAUGAUACGAAGGCUGACAGCUCAACGGUAGUGCAGAUUCUCACUCCUGACCUCAUCCUGAUGAUUCCCUGUAUUAAAAAACUCCCCCCCCCCCACCCGCCUUCCUCUCCAUCCCACGACUGAUUCAAACUCGGGAGAACACGCGUCUCUUUCUCUGAUUGGAUUGUUUGCUGGCACUUUACUCAAUGUGAACUUUGCCAAGGGUGUGUCUGUGCAGGUGAUUUUAGCAUCUUGUUCAGGUUGGUACACCUAGCGUGUCAUCUAUCACCUGAUGUCUUUGAUUUGACCGAGUGUGUGUGUGUAUACGGUGCGUACGGUGUGUGUGUGUGUGUUGGUUCCUUUUUCUACAUUUCAACAUGCUACAUCAACAUUACUGUCUGAGUCUUUUUAUGAGCUCUCUGUUCUUAAAUGCCAACUGUACAUCAUGAGCCUGGCGUGGUGUGAUUGUUUGCGUGUCGGUGCGUGUUGAUGGAUGUGGCUGCGUCGAGUAUGUCUUGUAUAUGUCUCUUCUUUGGUACCUGAUGUCAUCACUGUGUUGCCAGGUACCAAUGUGUUACUGCACUGGAAAUAACUGAUGAAAGCACUGAGCCAGACCCAGGCAUCACAUUUGGAUGUAACCAAACCUCUUAUGCUUACUUUGCUAUGGCGAUGUGUUGUAAACACUAUUCUUAUUUUAUUUUUUUUCGCUCCUCAACAGCUGUGCAAUAUCAUGCAAUGUCAUUAAUGUUUUGUUUUUCCAUCCGUGCGUAGGCUGUUUAGAAGCUGUUUCCUGCUGUAGUAAUGUAUUAAUCGUGUGUCCACAUCAGGUUUCUGUACAGAAUGCUGUUUUUUAUUUUCAACCGGUUUUAUCUCCUGUUUUGUUUGUUGUACUUCUACUGCUCUAAAAGUAGUGAAAAAUGCACUGAGAGCCAGAUAGAGAGGCGACCAAAACGGUCAAGCUUCAACUUAAAUGAUGUCCUCCCAAUCUUGGGCUUUGGUCCUGUCCUAAAAUAGUCUCCAACGACGUCCUUCAAGCUCCAGAAAAACCUGUAUAAGGCUCAUUACUACAGAGUAUGUCUCACCUCUGCUUGGAGGACUUAAGACGUAGCUGACAAAGAGAGGAGUUUGUUAAUGUAGUGUUAAUAUAGCGGUAAGAACAGCUAAAGGUCAGGAGGAGGAGCCAAACAAGGACCAGACCGUUGGGAAGCAACGGAGGACAGUUUCUGUGGAUCGUUCCCCGGGUAAAGCCCGCAGUGAUAACUUACAGAUUAAUUCAGACAAGUAGAAACUGGAGAUUUAAAUGAGAUGUUAAUAUUAAUGUGGCUUUCCUGACAGAUCUAAGGUCAGGUUAGACCCACAGACAGUCAGACAUUAUAUCUAAAUAUAUAGCACAACCCUUAAAGAGAGGACAACGCUCUGCUGCACAAAAACUUUAAAUCAUUGCUGGGAUGUACAGUCGAAAGGGGCAAUAAUCGAUUGGGGAUGAAGUCGUUUUUUUAUUGAUUGUCUGUUCUAUGUACAUGUACUGUAUGUGUGUUUGUGUGCACAUGCCUUCCCAUAGAGAUAAACAGGGUCAUGUUCCUCAGUUAGAGAUCGAGGUCUCUAGUGAGCUGGUAGCAUGUACUAACAUAGCAGUGAGUGCUAUUGUGAUCUUGUCUCAGUCUGUACAACCCAACAUCAAAUUAAGGUGGCUCCAGGAUCACUCAUCUGCUGAAAAACGCAAAAACUAAAAGCCCCAAGACAUCGGACCUGGAAUCUCAACCGGAACCCGAGGCCAAUUUCUCCAGAGAACCGGAGCUGCACAUCCUGGAGAUGACAAAUUCAGACAAAUUUCAAUCCUGCCAUGUCACAUCGGUAUGAUUCAUCCUCGAACUGUAACUGCUAGCUACGCAAAACCGACCUCCCUGCAGCUACAACUCCACUACCAGCAGAGCAAGACUACACUCUUUAGAAAUCGUCACCAAGUAGCGCAGAUAUCCUGAGGUUUCCACUAAGAUUCCAGAUGACAUUUGGAUAUCCUUUCUGGAAAGUUUGUCCGUCCACUCUCCCCAGUUACUCGUCAUUCUGGUGGUUCGUCUUUCUCCAUCAGCUGAAUGCUCUUCUCAUCGUGCACUUCACUCACACAACGCAGCUCGAUCCAUCCUGGGCCAACCUCUGACUGUUACUGUGUCCUCUGUAUAUAGGUAAUGCCGUUCAUGUGUUUUUAGACGUGCUCUCUCUGUAAAGUGAUCGAAGCCCCAUUGGAAGACGUACUGUAUGUGGGACAAUUUAUUGCUGUAUCUGUGUUUGAAUGGUUGUACUUUGAAGGUGUCAUCAUCCAGGGACGGGUGGGUGGGUUGGUUUGAUGUUUGUAAUGUUUGUGUCCACCUGGAGGAGGAAGUGGGUGGGAUUUGGGAGGGGGAGGGGGGGGCUAAGGGUAACUCUCACAACUGGUCUAUACCAAGAGUGUCUUCAUCGAGGAAGUGGACAGGACAGGGUCUGUCCUCUUCGAAACAGGAACAUUUUUUUGCACCAAAGUCAUCAUCAAAGCGCAGCUUCUUCUUAUUCAAGGUCACUAUGGAUGGAUGAUAUCAGAACCCGGAAAGAUUUUUGUUAUUUUUUUUGUUACGAGACAAAAAAACUGUCUUUUUUUGCAUGAUUAAGUGUUGUCUUUUUAUUGGCUUGUGUGCCCGGUAAAAGCAUGACCAUUGUGUGAACUCUCACUUACCGGUGUGUUUGGAAAAUGUUGAGGAAAUUUCUCCAUGAGAUUUUUUACUUACCUCUUGACAUGAACGUUCAUUGACAUUCAUAAUCAACUGUUUUACAAUGUAGGAUUUGUAACUGUUUGAAGGCCGCCUCGCAUGCAGAGAUGCAACUUGCAAGUAACCCAUCAAACUUCAAACUCAGUUACUAGAACUGCAUCUUUGUAAAACACCAUGGAUGUCAAUGCCAGUUAUCACCUAGCUAGCUAGACAUUGCAGUCUUGUAAAAUCGCUCUUUAUUAAAGCGUUGCUAUUUUCAAUACAUGUGUUUGAAUGCUUGCUCCUUUUUCAUACUAUGCCAGCAGCAUCAUGGGAGGUUGUGAUUGGAAGUCAAAGUACUGUAAUAAGUGUUUGGUCUGGUCCAUAUGGUGUGGUGUUUUUAAUGUGUUUGUCCAGUCUUGUCCUGUCUGUCACCAUAUACCCAACUUAUUUCCCAGUCAUCCUUUAACCCACAGACUGGUUCCCCCCAAGUCAGACCUGGAAAAAGCUUCAACUUUAAUUUAAGGCAGUAUGGCAAAAAAGCCAGCUAACCCUUCUGCUUAAGUAGUGCAGGUGGUUACGACGUCCAUCAAAGUUGAGUAUCCAAGUAUCACAGUCUCUGUAUCCUAUCUCAUCGACCCACCUUUUCCCCUUUUCCCAUGCUUAAUAAAUGUAAGGGAGCUUGAAAGUGAGCUAUCAUUUGCAGUACUGAAUGAAAGGUUGGAUUUUCUAAAAAUAUCCUCUGAUGACUGAAAUUUGGGCAAACCAAAUUAAGCAGUUGAAUCCAUCAGACCUUUUUGUUGUCUCCAUCAAGUCGAAUAAAAGGCUGAGAGAGAUUCAAAGAUGUUUCCUGUCAGAGUAUUAAAAUAAAUACACACCUCAAAAAAUAAUCAAGGAAUUCAUUUUUACGAAGGCUGACCUUGUACAAAAGUGGAUUAGGGCCACAAGAAGAGAAAAAAAAUAAUAACAGGAGGAGAUUUUUUUAAUUUCCAUUUUGAGAUUGAAGUCGAAAUGAAAAAAAAAAAAUCAACAUUUUAACUUCAAUCUCAAUAUUAAGAUAUUAAAGUUGAAAUUUGAGAUUAAAGAAAAGAGAAGUAACAUGAAUAGAGUUGAAAUUUUGACUUUAAUCUCAAAAUUUAAUUUUGUUUAAAUCUCAGCAUUUCGAAAUUAUUCACAUUUUGUGAUCUCGAAAUUUUGACUUUUAUCUUGAAAUUUUAACGUUUAAUGUUGACAUUUCAACUUUAUUGCCAUAGUUUAAAAUUUUUUAAUCCUGAAAUUUCGAAGUAAAUGUCGAAAUGUUGAGAUUUAAAAAAAACAAAAUGACACGAAUAAAGUUGAAAUUUUGACUUUAAUCCCAAAAUCUAAUUUUUUUAAAUGUUAGAAUUUUGAAAUUAUAUACAUCUUGUUAUCUCUAAAUUUCGACUUGAAUCUGUAAUUUUCAUAUUUUUUCUUUAAUGUUGACAUUUCGACUGGGACAUGAUUUUGAUUUUUUAACCUCGUAAUUUUGACUUUAAUCUCCUUCCUGUAAUCUUCCUUUUUUCUAUUCAUGUCGCACUUCUUCUCUUUCGUAACCUUGUGACACUUCAGGUUUUCGGUUUGGUUUCUGAUAGCAGAAAGUCUCUAGCUUACAUUGAACAAACAUCGUAGUUGUUUUUGAAAUCUAAAUGUUCCUUUGAUUUGUUGAGUUGAUGUAAACUUCUACCUGCACUCAAACUUCACCUCAAGAAAUACUCACCACGGAGGAUGUUCAUACUCUUGUCUUUUUCAAAUGGAAGCCUCAAGACCUUUAUUCACUCACUUGAGAGCCUGCAGAUACUCAACAGGGAUCCCGACAAAGUAGACCUCUUUAUCGCUGAAGCUACCACCGCCAGUGGACUAACCUAGCGAUCAGAAACCAGACAUUCACUUUUAACCAGGGCAGAAACCACUUUUCUAUUUUGGUAUGCUAGUGAAAGGUGCAUGAUGUCUGUCAGGCUCCAGCCUUUUUGUCUAGCAUACAUGGGCCUCAUUGUUUUACCUCAGUAUACCCUGAGUAUCGUCUGCAUUUAGUAAAACCAUUUAGUACUUAAGUGUCCAUUUGUAAACUGUUCAUUGUCGUUGAGGGCAUGAAACCCAGCAGUGUCCAUCAAACAGUCUUGUUAGCAGGGAGUGAGGCUCCAUACCUUCAGAUUUCUUAUUUUUGUUUAUUUUUUCUUUUGUAAAUCAAAUUGAUUAUCAACAGAUUUCAAAUGUUAUGAAUUUGUUUUAUUUGAAAAGCAUAGGUUGAUGUUUUUGGAAGAAACGGAAUAAAACGUCAUCUACUGCUGA
Messenger RNA from Xyrichtys novacula (pearly razorfish), 32605 nucleotides. Lineage: Eukaryota; Metazoa; Chordata; Actinopteri; Labriformes; Labridae. The record is from the annotation of a GenBank genome assembly.